GCAAUUUUCGGUCUGUCGAGAAGAAAAAAUUGUUGAGAAAUAAAGGGCAUAACUAUUUGUGAAAAAAUGACGGUGAAUAAGCGCGACGCGAAUGUACCGCGUCCGCGUUGCUUCUUCGACAUUACGCUCGGGGGGCUCGGGGUCGGUCGAAUCGUUUUCGAACUAUACAAUGAUGUGGCUCCCAAGACCGUCGAAAACUUUCGUGCCCUGUGCACCGGCGAAAAAGGCAAUGGUCUGGUCACAGGCAAGAAAUUGCACUACAAGAAUGUAAUUUUUCAUCGUGUGGUUAAGGAUUUUAUGGUGCAAGCGGGUGAUUUUAGCGCUGGUAACGGUACUGGCGGCGAAUCAAUUUAUGGCGGCACAUUUGAGGAUGAAUGCUUUGAUAAGAAACACGAUCGUCCUUUUUUGUUGUCAAUGGCCAAUCGGGGCAAGAACACCAAUGGCUCCCAGUUCUUUAUUACAACACAGCCUGCGCCACACUUGGACAACAUUCAUGUUGUAUUCGGUCAUGUUAUUUCCGGUCAGGAAUUAGUAAAACAGCUCGAGGAAUUGCCUGUUGAUCGCAACUCCAGACCCUUGCAGGAUGCGGCCAUUGCCAAUUGUGGUGAACUGGUUCGCCAGACUAAAGUGAAGAAAGACAAGAAGAAGAAGAAACGCUAUGCGACCUCAGAAGAUACAGGAAGUGAAAGCGAAGCAGAGCCUAAGCGCAAGGAGAAGAAAAAGAAGCGUUCACGCAAGGAGUCCAAGUCGAGUGACAGCGAAAAUGAGAUAGAGCGCGGCAACGGGCGCCAGAAGCAGGAGGAUGAGGAGGGCGAGAUCCAUCCGCUCGUCACUCUAACAAAAAUCGAUCCAAAUGAAAUACCAGAGGUGUCGAAUAAGUAUCUGCUUCGCGGCGAAAAGUCGCAUUCAAGAGAGCGCACCGAGCGAACUCAUGGACGCGAUGGUUCUCGGGAGAAGGAGCGAGACCGUGGACGUGAUCGGGAUCGGGAUCGUGACCGUAAUCGCAAUGCUUUCGGCUGGUCUAAAAAACAAGCACCGACAUCUCGCAGUGGGCGUAUUGUGAAAGGGCGUGGCGUGUUUCGGUUUCGAACGCCUUCACGCAGUCGUUCACGCAGCAACACGCCGCCGCAUUGGAAGCAUGCCCAGAAACGGACCAUUAAGUUGUCUGAUUUGGAACGCCUGGAGGAGGAAAAGAAGCUGCGUGACGAGGAGGUGAAGCGUCGUGAACUGGAGCGCAGGAAGCGUCAUGAGGAGGCCACCAAGGAUCCAAAGAAGUCCUUUUUCGAGCUAUCACAUGCCAGCACCUAUGGUGGCAAAUUGACACCAGAAAAGUCGCCGGAACACAAGACCAGCACCGGCACCGGCGCCAGCAGUGGCGAUAAACGCAAGCGCAACGACAGUCAGACUCUUAAGGACACUGAGCGCGGCAAGCACAAGGAUGCGCGAGAGCGUAAAGUCAGUGAACUGGAGCGCGACAAGGAGAAGGAGAAACCCAAAGAGGAAGCCAGCAGCAAACGUCGUAAGUCCGUGGAUAUGAAUGCCCUGGACUAUGAACAGCAAACAGAUAGCGAGGCGGAGCACGAUAAUGCGCCAGUCAACAACAGCAAGGAGCUGGAAAAGACACGGCAUGGCCCCAAACAAUCGGCACAUAGGGAAAAGGAGCGGGAACGAGAAAAAGAACGAGAACGCGAGCCAGCUGCUCCCAAGCGUGAGGAGCGUAAGACCCAGGACGAUAAGCAAAGGUCCUCAAAGCGUUCGCGUUCGCGAUCGAAGCGCAGAAACGUGCAGGAACGUGUUGUACGCUCUCGUGAGCGUUCAAACUCACGCAAACAGGAGCGCAAUGCACGCUCUCGUGAGCGCUCAAGUUCACGCAAACAGGAGCGCAAUGUACGCUCUCGCGAGCGCUCAAAUUCACGCAAACAGGAACGAAAUGCACGCUCUCGUGAGCGCUCAAACUCACGCAAGCGUUCACCCGAACGCUCACGUUCCCCGCGAGAACGUCGCCGUUCUCCCAUGCGCCGGCAGCAACGUUCGCCAUUAAUGAGGCGUCCACCUCAAAUGAUGAAUCGUAAUCGACGCAAUCCGUUUGCUGUUGGCCGUCGUCGCUCGCGCUCCGUAGACAAUGAGUAUCGCAAUCGUUUUCCGCUCUCGCCCAUACGCACUUCGACGCACAUUUCGCCCCCGGACCGACGUCAGCCGCCACAGAAUCGUGCGGACAGUCGUGGGCGCCGUAAUGAAUCGCCAGAUCGUAAUCGCGACAGGCGUCAGCAGCGUUCACGCAGUCGUCGUCGUCACAGCGUCUCACGCAGCCCGAGUCCUCGCUCACGUCGCAGUCCCAGCCCCAGAGCCCGUCGUAGUCUCAGCCCCAGAUCCCGCCGCAGUCUCAGCCCUAGAGCUCGUCGCAGUCCCAGCCCCCGAGCUCGUCGCAGUCCCAGCCCCAAAGGUCGUCGCAGUCCCAGCCCCAGGUCUCGCCGUCGCUCGCUUGAUCGCAGCGCUCCGAAGCUGACUUCAGCGCUGCCUCUGCGUGCACCACCCGGCGCAGAUCGCAGCGGUGCCGAGCGCGACGCUCACGACUCUGAUGGCAAGGACAGUGAGAGAGAUCGAGACGCAAAGGCGGCACUUGAAAAGAAACAGAAACGUGCCGAGGCCGCUCUACUGCUGAAGGAGCAUAUGCGCAAGGAGAUUGCCAAGGAGGAGGAGCGGCGUGCAGAGAAACAGCGCCUUGACGAUCUAGAAAAGGAGCGCACCACCCGAGAACUUGAGGAACUGGAGCGACUCAAAGCCGAGACGCUCAAAAAGCUCGAGGAGGAGCGCGCUCAGGAUGAGGCUGCGGCAGUGGCCGCUGCCGCCCGACGCAACAGUCGUGGCAGCAGUCGUGAGGAACGCCAUCGCGAGAAGAAACGCAAGCAAAAGAAGUCCAAGAAGCAGGCGACGCGUUCGCCCCGCUCGGGCUCUGACUAGAAGUUCAAAUUACGAGGCAAUUCAAUCAAUUUAAAGGAAUAGUCAAGCAAUUUCGGAAAUCAUGAAAACUGAAUUUGUAAAAACAGAUUGCAAAAAAAAUUUUAAAAAAUACACCGAACACACACACACACAUACUGCAUUAAAAUGCAAGACACAUAUAAAGGAAUAUACUUUACUAUGCAUUAGGAAAAGCCAUUAAUAGAUUGUAUUGAAGAAACACAACUAAACUGAUCUUAAAUAAAGAUUCAUACACGCCCAAA
Messenger RNA from Scaptodrosophila lebanonensis, 3221 nucleotides. It is a transcript of the gene Moca-cyp, whose product is annotated as peptidyl-prolyl cis-trans isomerase G. The record is from RefSeq and is a predicted model, not a curated record. Gene Ontology annotation, molecular function: peptidyl-prolyl cis-trans isomerase activity. Lineage: Eukaryota; Metazoa; Arthropoda; Insecta; Diptera; Drosophilidae. Gene Ontology annotation, cellular component: intracellular membrane-bounded organelle. Gene Ontology annotation, biological process: protein peptidyl-prolyl isomerization; protein folding. The transcript is spliced from 8 exons. The coding region runs from base 67 to 2961 and encodes 964 amino acids.